UUUGUGCCUCUUUCCUUCCCGCCCGCCCACUAGCCCCUGUGCCGGGCGGAUUGAAUGAGAACGGCCUUUCCUCGCCGCUGCAGCCGCCGUCAUGUCGGGCACCCCUCGCGGCGCAGGCCUGCCGCCUGGCUCCUCACCCUCGACGCCGCUCUCUCCAACGCGCAUCUCGCGGCUGCAGGAGAAGGAGGAGCUGAGGCAUCUCAAUGACCGCCUGGCCCACUAUAUCGAGCGCGUGCGCGCCCUCGAGCUCGAGAACGAUCGCCUGCUCUUGCGCGUCUCGGAGAGGGAGGAGGUGGUCACGCGCGAGGUAACUGGGAUUAAGGCGCUGUAUGAGUCAGAGCUGGCAGAUGCCCGUAGAGUUCUCGAUGAGACAGCAAGAGAGAGGGCAAAGCUCCAGAUCGAAAUAGGAAAACUAAGAGCAGAGCUCGAUGAACUCAAUAAGAGCUAUAAAAAGAAAGAUGGCGAAUGGUCCACAUCUCAGGGUCGCAUCAAAGAGCUUGAAGUCCUCUUCCACAGAAGUGAAGCAGAACUCACAGCCACCCUGACUGACAAGCGCAACCUGGAGGCAGAGGUGGCAGAUUUGCGUUCCCAACUGGCUAAGUCAGAAGAUGCCCAUGCGGUGGCCAAGAAGCAGCUGGAGAAGGAGACACUGAUGAGGGUGGACCUGGAGAAUCGCUGCCAGAGCCUGCAGGAGGAACUUGACUUCAGGAAGAGCAUUUUUGAGGAAGAAGUGAGGGAGACCCGGAAGCGGCAUGAGCGCCAGCUAGUGGAAGUGGACAGCGGCCAGAAGCAGGACUACCAGACCAAGAUGGCCCAGGCCCUGGAGGAUUUGCGCAGCCAGCAUGACGAGCAGGUCCGACUCUACAAGCUGGAGUUGGAGCAGACUUACCAGGCCAAGCUGGAGAAUGCCAAGCUCUGCUCCGAUCAGAACGACAAGGCUGCCAGCGCCGCACGGGAAGAGCUGAAGGAGGCCCGCAUGAGGAUAGAUUCUCUCAGCUACCAGCUCUCCGGCCUGCAAAAGCAGGCGAAUGUUGCAGAAGAACGAAUCCGGGAGCUGGAAGAGCUGAUGGCCAAUGAGCGAGAGAAGUUCCGGAAGAUGCUGGAUGCUAAGGAACGGGAGAUGACGGAAAUGCGGGACCAGAUGCAGCACCAGCUCUUGGAGUACCAGGAGCUCCUGGAUGUCAAGCUAGCUCUGGACAUGGAGAUCAGUGCUUACCGGAAGCUUCUGGAAGGAGAAGAGGAGAGGUUGAAGCUGUCUCCCAGCCCUCCCCCCCACAUUACUGUCUCCCGGGCCACCUCCAGCAGCAGCAGCAGCAGCACUUCCGUUGCUCGUUCAUCCCGAGGGAAGCGCAAGCGCAUUGAGGCAGAGGAGCUGUCCGGCAGCAGCUCCAGUGGGAUUGGGACCGGGAGCAGCAGCAGCACCGCCAGCAGCGCCUUCCAGGUUUCCCAGCAGGGUUCAGCCAAAGGGAGUGUCAGCAUUGAGGACGUAGACCCAGAAGGAAAGUAUGUUCAGCUGAAGAAUCGCUCCGACAAGGACCAGUCUCUUGGUAACUGGAGACUGAAGAGGAGGAUUGGAGAUGGAGAAGAGAUUGCUUACAAGUUUACUCCAAAGUAUGUUCUCAGAGCUGGACAGACUGUUACGAUCUGGGCUGCUGAUGCUGGAGUGGCCCACAGUCCACCAUCGGUCCUUGUGUGGAAGAACCAAGGAAGCUGGGGCACUGGAGCCAACAUCCGCACUUACCUCGUGAACUCUGAUGGAGAGGAAGUGGCUGUGAGGAGCUUGACACAGUCCACUGUUCUGCGGGAGAAUGAGGAAGAAGACGAGGCAGAGUUUGGAGAGGAAGACCUCUUUCACCAGCAGGGGGAUCCCAGGACGACCUCCAGAGGAUGCAGAGUCAUGUGAAAGGAAACACCUUCAUUAACCAUUUUUCUUCUCUCCUUUUUUCUUUUUGCUCUUAUUUUUUUUGGGUUUUGUCCAGAGCCACUGAGAACUAUUUUUAUAUGUCUCAUAGGUUUUUUUUUUUAAAAAAAAGCAGAAUUGAUUCUGUGGUCUUAAUUUUAAAGGAAAUGUAAUUGGCCAGAACGGCCAUGGUCUCCUGAGAUCUUUUUCUCCUUUCCUUCCUCCCCCCCCCCCCCGCUCCCCCGGUGCUACGUGAUUUUCCAUUUUUUAAAACAUUCACAUUUUUCCUAGAAGAGAAAAAAAGACCCGUGAGCACAUGCUGAUGCUGUCGCCCCUUGACCCUGAAAUGGCUUCAGAAUCUUCAGCAGUGAAUGGACACUUCACUACCCCCUGUCCCCAUUUGAAGGUCCAUCAAUAAUAGCAGGUCUUUCGCUAUGUCAGGCUACGUAUACCCAAAGUAUGUAGCGUAAUCAGGGACUUGUGACGGAUCGGAUCAGGAUCCGUCUGUCCUGGCAUUCCAUCUCUCUAGCUGUGGCCAGCCAGGUGCUUUGGAGAAGGGACUGACAGCAACUCUGCAUAGGCUAAUGCUGCAGAAGUGAAGUUAAGCAGGUGGGCCUCCCUCACUGAGGCGCUUGCUCUUGUUGGUGCCCUUGUCCUGCAAGGUGCAAUGCUGAUUUAAGAUGACAUAGUUCUUUAACAGAUAAAUCGGAUACCCGUGUCUUACCAGAAGGAAGUAUCACUUAUAUGUCUAGCUCUGGCCUGAAUAGAUUAAUCUGUUGAAUAACUGCUGCACCUUAUCAGUCUUGCAGCUUGCAUCAUUCUAGGUGGCUUUUCCCUCCCUCCCCCCCAUCUACUUUUGACCAUCACAUUCUUCCGCAGCUGCAUGUGCCACGGGUGGGCGAAACAGCAGAGGAAUGAAUGGGGAAGCACCGUGUCCCAUGCUUGUAACUUUGCCCCCUGCCCCCCCCCCCACAUACCAGUGCAGCUCUGCACUUUGGCAGGGUUACCUGGCUGAGAUGGAGAAUCUUGGCUGCAGAGCUUCUUUUUGUUGCAGUAGAUUUUAAUCUGGAAGCACUACAUAGCGACCCUCCGGCAAACUUUAUGCUGCACUUCAAGCAGGUGUUCCCUGAUUGGACAUAGAUCCAGCGUCUCAAAAAUUGUGCACCAAAGUCAGCAUUGACACUCGUUUGACACCUACAUGCGGAGUUCUGAAAUGCUCUUUUGUGUUAAAUGGGAUAUGGGAACUUCCCUCCGGGCAGGUCCUUGCCGCGGCUCCUGAACGCAGCUGGGGAAUAAUAAGCUUUUAUACCUGUUUGUAAAAUGCCGUGCAUCAUCUUAGCUGCACUGUUUACAACAAAGAAAGGAAAGGCAAAGCAGGCUUUUGAAACCUAAUGGAGUGACUCGCAGAAAGAUAGGGGGAAGACUAUUGAAAGAGAAUCCUGUGUUGAAAUUCAGUUUGCCAACCCUGACACCUGGCCUUUUUUAGUUGAAAAUCUGAGUCCAUCAGUAAUACACUGAAGUUUAAGUUAAUCCCCUCCAAAUGUGAAUCCUGCCCAUUCUAAUGGGGAAGAUUUUGAAACUCUGAUUCCUGCUUGCAAAUGUGAAAUCUGAGUAGUUGCGCAUUCUCCAAUUAAAUUUUAAUUUGUUUUUACAGUUCUUCAGUGGGCAGUAAGAUCUAAGUUUUGUGUGCGGCAUUGUCCCUCCUCUUUUUGGACACUGGUGUUAAAACUCACUCAGGGCUGCUUCUGGCUGCUACUGUUUUUUUCAGAUUUUUGUGCAAAUGUCAUGGUUUGUGAAGCGUGCUUCACACAUGUGUACAUCUCUCAUUGCCCAACACCGCAUAAUUUAGUAGAGCUCGGUUGCCUCCACAGAACACCAUGAUGGUGGUGCGUCAUAUCUGUGCUGAUUGUUUCCAGACAUGAAAGUCAUCCUUUGAUUUUUGCAAUCAGGUGACCCUGAGAGAAGCUUGUAACAUAUUUCCAGAGAGCUUCACCUUGCGUUAAUGGGGGCAAGUAGGGAUGUAAGCAGACUGGAGGCAGUGGCUCUUGUUUUGUGGUGACGUCAAAGGGACAUCUUCUGCCCCAUUCAUUUGACCCCUGUGUGAUGCUGAGCACACCCCUCUUGUGGCACAGGGACGGCUCUGGCUUGCUUCACAGUGUGGCUGGGGGCGGGGACAGGGUGGUGGUGGUUGGAUAUAUUGCGAUACUAGAAUAUUUAGACUGACUGAAAAUAACCAGCUACUUCUGAUGGCUUUUGCGCAGUGCAAGCUGGGUGGGAACUACUGUGGCUUGGAAACACAAUGUCAACCUUCCUGUUUUAAAAGAAAAAUCAAAGGUGCUAAUUUCCGCAAAUGUUUCAAUGCUGCCUGGUGGAUUGAUGAUUACCAAUGUUGAAUUACUGUAAAAGUGUUUAGGUUUAGAGAUCGAUGAGUUUUUUUUUAUUUGAGCCAUUUGUGCACAAGCCCUGGAACAAAAACAGAGAGACAGAGUAACUGAGAGACAGAGUAACUUCUGUCUCUCCCUUCUUAUGUAAUCUUCCCACUCAGCUGGAAUAGUUGGCUGAAUAUGUAGUUGAUCAUGCUUAUCCUUUGACUUAAAAUUGUGUUUCUCAGGCAUACCAGAAACGGCUUAGCUUACAUCUUUACAACCUGCCGGGAGGGGGCGGGGGGAGCUGCUUUCCCUUUUUUUGUUUCCGGAGGCAGCCUGCCUCCCUCUCCAAGCCCCACACAUCUCCUGUGAGAUUUGUGGAGGCUUGAAUUCCUUGAUUCUGGCCAGUCAUUCCCAUAUUCCUGUGAAUUUUUUUUUUAUUGUCCUGAAGAUGUGAAUGUGCAGUUCGGUGCAAACAUACUACUUAAAAUAGGCCGAGUUCAGCAGGCAGCUGAGCAAGUGCAGUCUGAGCCGUUCCCCACCCUCAAACAGACGCCUCCAAGGCACUCAGCUCUGUUCUGUAGACCCCCCACCCCACCCCGAGCCACAAUCUUGCCCAUCUCCAUCACUGUGUACAGAUCUCUGCAGACUCCAGCUAUUGCCUGCCUGCUUUGUGUAUAUUCAAGUUCAGGGAAGAGGAUCUCUGGAGGGACGCAGAUACAGCAAUUUAAAAAUUUGCUGCCACUUUUCAAAACUUAGUUCCGAAUACUUCAGUUCUCUGGUUACCGACCCUGCAGGAAUCAUUGCCUGAAAAAGAGAGAACUACCAUUUGUUAGUCUCCGAAUGCUUCUCCCUCCGGUGCUCUUGUGCAGUUCCGCUGCUUACCACUAGGAGUAGCCAUUCCAAAGUUUUGUCUGUGACUUGCCACAGGCAAGAAUUACCAUUGUGCCCAAAUCAAGUCCAAAGAUAUAAAAAUCACGACUUGUCUAGCUACAGGGUGACAUCAGCCCCUGGAAUUCUGUCCUUGUAGAGUCCCCCCCC
Messenger RNA from Eublepharis macularius, 5307 nucleotides. It is a transcript of the gene LMNB2, whose product is annotated as lamin B2. The transcript is spliced from 12 exons. Bases 92 to 1903 code for a protein of 603 amino acids. Lineage: Eukaryota; Metazoa; Chordata; Lepidosauria; Squamata; Eublepharidae. The record is from RefSeq and is a predicted model, not a curated record.